Malurus melanocephalus (red-backed fairy wren) is the source of this 4243-nucleotide messenger RNA. It is a transcript of the gene MAP7D3, whose product is annotated as MAP7 domain containing 3. The record is from RefSeq and is a predicted model, not a curated record. The transcript is spliced from 20 exons. NCBI's taxonomy places the organism in Eukaryota, Metazoa, Chordata, Aves, Passeriformes, Maluridae. Gene Ontology annotation, cellular component: microtubule cytoskeleton. Gene Ontology annotation, biological process: microtubule cytoskeleton organization. The coding region runs from base 55 to 2640 and encodes 861 amino acids.
ACUGCGCCCCGCGCCCCGCGGUCCGCCCGCCACUCCCGCGGCCCGGCGCUGAAGAUGGCGGAGGGCGGCGCGGCGCCCCCGUCCUGCGCUUCCUCCUCCUCCUCCUCCUUGAAGGGGCUGCGGGAGCAGAUGGUUGCUGCAGCCCAAGCCAUAGCAGAAGAAAGAAGAAGCCAAAGUGGCAUUAGCCCUCUUGCAGUCCAGACCUCAAUAAAGACAGCAACUAAACCAGUGAUAGAUGGUUCCAUGCUAAGAACAGAAGAAAGGCAGAGACUGGCCAGGGAGCGUAGAGAAGAGCGGGAAAAGCAACACGCUGCCAAAGAGACACAAAUCCUUGAAAAGGAGAGAAAAGCAAAACUCCAGUAUGAAAAACAGUUAGAAGAAAGGCAGAGAAAGCUAAAAGAAAUGAAGCAGAAAGAGGAACAACGGAGGGCAGCAGUAGAAGAAAAGAGGAAACAAAAAAUAGAGGAGGAAAAGGAGCGUUAUGAAGCAGUUCUGCAUCGCACCUUGGAGCGGAGUCAGCGUUUGGAAACGCGGCAGAAGAGAUGGUCAUGGGGAGGAUCUGUAACUCCAGACUCAGAAAGCAAAACAGAACAACAGAGCACAGAUGAAGGUGGAACUGGUGCCAGCAAACGCUCGCCCUCCACAGCCAACCUCAAACAGGCAGAGGCUGCCGUGAGCAAACGCCUGUCCUCRUCUGCAGCGCUUUUAAACACCUCUGACCGAAGUACCACAAAGAGAAGUGCCUCAUUAAACAGACUGAAUAACAAAGUUUCUUCACAUUCCCAGCAGUCAGCACCCAAAGGUUCGCAUGUGGAACAGAAAGGCGGAACAGAAAAGAAGAGGAGCACUUCUUUGAGUAGAAUGAGUAGUAAACCCCAAUCCUCUCCAGAACUAGAAAAAGUGAAAAAGGAAGAAAAACCAGCUCGUCGCUCCCAGCUCAGUCCCCUGGACAGUAGCGUAAUCAGCCGCCUCCUCGCCCCCACACAGGCCUCCCUAGCUAGGAGUAAAAGUGCUGCUACCUUGGCUGAUGGACAGGACCCCUCAGAAUCUCACCUCUGUCCUCGUUCAGCUUCAGCCAGUUCCAUCAAUUCCCCAGUCCCAGCUCCCAAAGUGCCCGUGCGCAGCCGUAGCAUCGACAGRUUGAAGUCCUCUGUAUCUUCAUCUGAUGCAAGUUCACCUGAUUCAACCCAGAAGUCAGAGACAGAAAAACCAUCCCCAGGUUCUGGUUUGAGGCGCCCUCCCUCACCAUCCGUGUCUGCCUGUAGAAGAUCCCCCUCUCCUGCUAAUUUGGUGAAGCGUCCUCCGUCCCCUUCUGCAGUCAGACAGAAGACUCGCCCACCUUCACCUGGCGUGUCGAAACAAAGACCACCAUCUCCUACUCCAGUCUCUAAACCAGCACCCAUCCAGCGUCCACCUCUCACUCCAGGUGUUGUAAACAUUACCAAAAAGAAAACUGAAGCAGAGAGCAAACCAAAGGAUAAGAGCACAGAAGGARCAGGACAAGAGCAAAGUGCUUCCCCAGCCUUGGACAGGGAUGCAGGAGCAGCUAGCACAAAGACCAAAGAAGAAUCAGGUAACAAAACAGUAGCAGGGACCACCACAGCUGAAGAAGCUGCAAAAAUCUUGACAGAGAAGCGACGUCUGGCACGGGAGCAAAGAGAGCGUGAAGACCAAGAGAGAAUACAGAGACAGGAAGAAGAAAGAAUCAGAGAAGAAGAAAUGGCCAGGAAAGCAGCUGAGGAAAAAGCACAGCGGGARGAGGAGCUCCGGAAGCAGGAGGAGGAGAAGAGACUGACUUAUGAAGAACAGCAAAGACAAGCUGAAGAGGAGAGGAUCCGCCGGGAGCAGGAAGAGCAGGAAAAACUCGCAGAGCUUCAACAGCAGAAGGAGGAGGCUGAAGCAAAAGCUCAAGAAGAGGCUGAAAGACAGCGGCUGGAAAGGGAGAGGAUUAUGCAGCAAAAUAUGCAGGAAAGGCUUGAAAGAAAAAAGAGAAUCGAAGAAAUAAUGAAAAGAACACGAAAAUCAGAUCAAAACGAAUCCAAGUUGCAGAAUGAAGGGAAGUCUGUCUCAGAAGUGAUGGAGGGAGAGGAUAUUGAAGAGGAGGAAGAGCUGGGUCUGGAGAAGACUGAUCAAGCAGGAAAGCUAAAUGGUGUUGACUUGCUCCAGGAAGUGAAGGGGGAGGCAGAGGAUUGUUUAGAGACUGCACAAAGCAUGAKCUCUGCAGAAUCUGAGGAACAAGCUGAGUCAGAGCUGAAGGCCACUGAAGUGUUCAUGAAUGGAAGUGACUUGAAAAGUGAUGAGGGGUCUGUUACUGAACUGAAGGAUUCCAGCCAUCCUGCAAAAGAAAUGGUUAUCGAUGACUCGGGGAAGUUGGGUGUUCAUGAAGUCGAUCAUACAAUUGGACUCAUUCAGAAUCUUAAUGGAAAAUCUGGUUCAUGGACUUUUGAGGAGUUCAUUGACAUUGGAGUACAUUCCAAGUCAACCAAACUGAGCUCGGACAGCAUCUCUGCUGGUAACUGUAAUCAAAACUUGAAUGAUGCUGCUACAAUACCUUCUAGUCCCAAAUUGGCUUUUGAGGAAGAUGGUGCAGUGAAUUCAUUGACCAAACCUAUAGAUGCUUCAUCAGGUAAUCCAAGCUGACUUCUCUAUCUCUCUCUUCCUCUAGCUAGGCAGUUAACUUCCUUGCAUUUUGCUCUCCUUGCCUUAACUACAGCUUCUUGUUUUCAAGGCACUUUUUCCAUUGUGUAGACUGGAGGGAAGGCUUAUUCUUUAGUGCUUUUAGCUUGAAUUCUCUCAAAAGGAGUCACCAACUGAUGCCUUUUUAGGGACUUGCUAAGGCCCAAUGUUAAAGCUCUCCCAAAGACACAGCUGAGCCCUUGUGAAGUUCCAAACCUCAUUGAAGCUCAUCUGUUGUACUUUAAGGUUCUUCUGAGAUACGUUAAAUGGCACAUGUUACUCUUGAAGAUGCUGACAGUUCAAAAGGUGUCUGAUGUAACUCUACACACCAGACCUUUCCACUCCUAGGCAUGUUCUGUAACGUUUUGAUGGUGACCUGCGUGGUCUUACAAGGUCUCUUCAGACUCUUAGCAGUGUAUUAGCUGUCUUCUCUACUUGCUGUAGAAUAGUCUUUUACUUCAUUGAGGCAGGUAACUCCAACCUGAAAUUCCACAGAUGAUUGGAAGGGAGGAGUGAUAAAGCUGUACACACACAAAAUAUUCUGAAUUUCCUGUAAGAGGCAGGGCUGCAUCUCAAGCCACAUGUGCUUGAGAAGCCAAGCACUGAUGUGGUACAGCAUAGUGUGUCAGAGAGGCUUCAGGAAGCCAGUUUGUGUAAGAGAGGACUUCUCUGGUGUUGGAGCCAAACCCCAAAGGGCCUUGUUCACAGCAGGAGAUCUCUUCCCAUGGGAUAAAUGACUGUGUGAUCAGUUGAAGUGAAUGCUAGURGAAAAAACAAGCCUUUCUAUCCACGUUUCCUUCCAGUGAUGUGUAGCACUUUCUUUGAUUAAAGUGUAGCACUUUUCUAGACUGAACUGUUUCAUGAGUCUCCUCUGUCACUYUGCGUCUUGUGAAUUUUAGUCCCAUGGGCACACCCUGAUGGAGGCUUUCCUCUAGGCCAUGAGGAACUGGGCCAUGGGAAUAGUGACUUAUUGUGGUUCUGUUGAUCACAUUUUAUUGUGAUCAAAAUCAUUAACUUUUUAGUGAAGAAAGUGUGGCCUUUUAAUUUUGAACUUGAAAAUAUUUAGACAUAAUAUGGUUUAAGAAUUGUGUACAUAAUUUUGAAAACUAAAAUUCUUWUAAAAAGAAAGAAAACCUACUGUGCUGGUGUUGGACUAUGACCAAGUGGUUCUGUGCUCACUCCUGGAUGUAGACUGACAGUGAUGAUGGAUGCAUGUGGCAUACACACAGUUUUGAUGGUUAAAUGUUUUCUUCUCUUUGCUCUUUGGACAGAACUGUGAACACUAGAGACCUGGAAAUAAUCUGAUUGCACUUCAGUAAUCCAGUGUUUUCUCAAGUACCGAAGGCCUUGUUUUGAAAAGCUGCUUGUUUACCUUUAUCCAUCUUCAAGUUUGCAAAUAACACCAGGGGAGGGAUGAAUUCUAAUUUGCACCUUGAAACUUUUCAGGGAAACUGUUGUGCUAAUGUUCUUUUUCCAUUUGUUUAGCUAAUUGUUAGAUAAGGCUUCCUAGUUCAGAUAUUCCUUGUUUCCCCUUUACAGCAACCUGUUUGAGUCUUUUUUUUUUUUU